Molecule: messenger RNA, 1239 nt
Organism: Notodromas monacha
Lineage: Eukaryota; Metazoa; Arthropoda; Ostracoda; Podocopida; Cyprididae
Source: the annotation of a GenBank genome assembly
AUGAGCCCAGUCUGUCUUGCAUGGAUUGUGGCAGCAAGGAAUGGUUUUGCUGCUACUGCUGGGAAACCUUUGCUGGCAAUGAUGGAUGAGGAAAACAGCGAGGGUAUGAUGUCGAUGACGACACCGCCGACAAUGGCAUCCAGCAGCAGCAGCAACAGCAGGGAUGGUCUGCCAUGGGCAGCACCCGUCGCCAUGCCAGCCAUGGGCGGGGUCAGCAGAAGAGACUUCCUCAAGGUUCGACGCCUCCGUCGCCAGCAGGUGGAGCCACAGGAGUACACGGUGUGUUCCCGAUACCCGACGACGCCGUCGAGACCUACUACGACAAGGCCUCCAUCAGCUGCUGCUCCUAAUCCUCCAUCAGCUGCUGCUCCUAAUCCUCAUGCCAUCUUCCGGAUGAACCCUACUGUCGAUGAUGACCCCAAUUUGGUCAUGGCCAACUUUCGACAUCUUACGCCGGCGGGGCGAGAGAACAUGGACACCACAACACCUAUUGCUCCUGUAUCUUCUGACAACAUGCAUGGUGAACAUCAUGCCUCGGAUGCGCUGAUGCGCAGUUUCGAGAAAUUCAUGCGACCGCAAAUCGAAGGAACACGAUUCCAAGACAAGGGUAUUGACACAGACAACAAAAACUCCGUCAACGAGAUGAGCAAUGAUGAAAAAGAAGCGUAUGAUGGCCACAGGCAGUGGAGAUUUUCAGUGUUGAGAAGUGACCAUGCUCCUGCUGCUGCUGAUGGAGAACAAGCUGCUGCAUCAACUUCUUCAUCUUCCGCAUCGUCGUCAAAAGUCGUGUCAUCCACCAGAAAUAAUUCGAAGAACAACAAGUUCAUCAUGUACAAACUGCUCAAGAAGGUGAGUUUCUGCACACUCGCACGGAACUCGGCGAAAAAAAUGACAAAUGAUCAGCAGCAUCAACAACAACAAAAGGCUGGUACUCAUACUGAUGCUGACAAAGACACUUUGGCCUUGGACAAUGAGACAGCGACGACGACGUCGACGGCAGAAACAAAAACGAAUAAUAGGCAAGAGGUUCAUCAUCAUCAUCAUCAUCACCAGCCACAGGGUGGCAGCAGCAGUAACAGGGCCUUGGAGGACGCCAUCAUCAGUGCACUGAUGCCCCCGGAUGUGCAAAGGGACUUGGCGGCAGCCGACGCUGCAAUGGGUGAACAUCAUGCACUGCCUUCCGCCAAGGUCCGAAACGAAAAAGAGGACUCAAAGAGCCAAGUUUUGGCAAAAAAUUGA